GGGGCAUCCGCGCGCGCACGCACGCACAUCUCAUCAGGUACUUGCCAGCUGGAUUCGUGACAACUGCUCCACGGAUAUUUCUCUACGAUCCAGGGAUUAUCUAGUCCUCAAACCUCAACCCAGAUAGAUGCACCUUUCUAGGACAAGCACUCCCACCAAGCCCUAGGAUAUUCCCGAAUAUCCCCUCUUCCAAAGAUGUUGGGCCAGAAUCCCAACGUCAUCUACCAAAUCACCAAUUACUACAAUGAUAAAGUGCAAGUUCGAAAGAAUCACGUUCACAAAUCCGUUUACCGGAUCGCAAAGGUUGUGCAGGACGUAUUAAAGGAUGUGGAAAGUCAAGAACCACGGUUUAUUUCUACUCUUGUCGAGAGUAAUGGACGCUAUGAUGGGCUCAUCGUCCACUCCCCACACGAGUACGAAGCCAUACUCUACCUCAACCAGAUGGGAGUGUUCAACUUCGUUGACGAUGGCUCAAUCCAAGGCUGUGCCGUCUUAAAACUGAGCGAUGGUCGAAAACGAUCCAUGUCGCUUUGGGUGGAGUUUAUCACGGCUAGCGGUUACUUAUCAGCACGUAAGAUACGUAGCCGGUUUCAAACACUUGUCGGACAAGUGGUCGAAAAACCCGCGUUUCGGGACUACUGUAAAUUACUCACUGACACCAGUGACGUUCGACUAAGGGUUGAUGACAAGUAUGUGGUGCAAAUAACAUGCGCUUUCCGAUGCAAUGGAAUCUGGCCUCGGUCAGCUAGCCACUGGCCAAAUAAUACGAUUCCUUGGCCUAAUCCAGCCGUUGCUGCUGAGGUAAAAAACGAAGGCUUCGAUUUGACUAGCCGUGAAACUGGAACCACAUCGUCGCAACAGAAUAAGCAAGCCAGUUCAAUGGAAGGUGACGCUUGGGCUAUGAACCUUACAGGGGCCGAGAACGUCCUCCUGGCUGGGAACCGCCGAAAAGCCCUGAGUAUCCUUAAAUGCUUGCGGGAUACCCAUUUGGAGUUUCCGGGAACUCCUAUAACUAACUAUAUUCUGAAGACUUUGAUGUUAUAUGAGUGCGAGAAGCACUGUAACGAUUACGAAUGGGAGGAUAACUGCAUUGGCGAUAGGAUCAUCGGUAAGUGA
Molecule: messenger RNA, 1116 nt
Organism: Cylicocyclus nassatus
Lineage: Eukaryota; Metazoa; Nematoda; Chromadorea; Rhabditida; Strongylidae
Source: the annotation of a GenBank genome assembly